AUGUUAUUUCCAACCGCUAUGCCUCAGAACAUGCCUAUGGUGCAAUCAUCAAGCCAACAACAGUUGAGCAACAUCCCAGCCACCCUGGCUCUAUUACAACAUCAUCAACAACUCCAACAUCAGCAGCAACUUCAGCAACAAAAAGUUGCGAAUCCAAUGCAAAAGCAACCGUUUUUCAAUGAGUUGCAGCAUUUGCUGCAACAAGAAGUGCAUCGGCAACAUUUCCAGCAGUUGCUCGAGUUGCAACAGAAGCAACAAAUGAUCGCGGCGGCGGUGCAAUCGAGCACGGCCAGUACUGUUUCUGGGGGUGCUAUUGGUCAGAUGAGGGCUAAUUUGUUGACUCCUGACCAUUUGGAGGAGAACAAAUUUCAUGGCAAUGAUACGGUGAGUAUUUUUUUGGGUAGAGGAGAGUAGAAUGGGCAGGGUAAAAAAAAUUUAAAAAAAAUUUUUUUAAUAUUUAAAAUUUAAAUUAACUUUUAAAAUUUCAGACCGACUCCCGAAACCACUGGAUGUCGCCUCCAGUAGCUCCACUGACGCCAGCUUCAUCUGGAUCCCCGAUUCAGUGUCAUAUCGAAGAAGCGAAGGCGACUUCAUCCGACCGUGAUACGGGAUUCAGCGAUGGUUCGUCGAUGGAAGCCGAAACCCCGCCUCCAAAGGUCUUUAACUCCGCUGAAAGGCUGGGUCUUGGUACUGAGAGGCUUGGACUUGGUACUGAGAGGCUGGGUCUCGGUACUGAGAGACUAGGUUUUGGUGCUGAAAGACUUGGUCUCACUGGUACUGACAGAAUGAACUUGACUAACCCUGAUGUUAAUGAAAAACAGUCAUUUGAAGCCCUGAAACUAUCAGAAACAGUACGAACAUUAGAAGCCCUGAAGCAGUCUUCAGAAGCCUUAAAGCCAUCUGAAACCUUGAAGACUUUAGAAUCCCAAAAGCAGCCCCAAAAGUCAUCAGAAGCGGCCGAACUUCUGGAUUUAACGAAGGCCAAGAAGUCAGAAAAGAAGGCAAAAAAACGGCUAGCCACGACGCCACGAAAGGUCAGUCCAAAGAAGGCCAAAGUGAUGGAGAUGCUACUGAAUGGAAGUCGUGACCAGCUCCCGAAGAAGUUCCGCGACCUGACUGAAAGCGAAGGCAUAGCUGUGGCUGUUCUGGCCGGUCUGGCUGGUGGCCGCUAA
Molecule: messenger RNA, 1172 nt
Organism: Bursaphelenchus okinawaensis
Lineage: Eukaryota; Metazoa; Nematoda; Chromadorea; Rhabditida; Aphelenchoididae
Source: the annotation of a GenBank genome assembly